CAGGAUACUGCUGGCAAUUCUCCGUUUUCAUCUGGAUCCAGCGUAACAUCACCCUCUGGAACCAGAUUUAACUUCUCACAGCUUGCAAGCCCAACCACUGCGGCCCAGAUGAGCCUGUCAAAUCCAACCAUGCUACGGACCCACAGCCUUUCCAAUGCAGAUGGUCCCUAUGACCCCUACAGUGACACACGCUUCAGGAACAGCUCCAUGUCCCUGGACGAGAAAAGCAGAACAAUGAGCCGCUCUGGCUCUUUCCGGGAUGGCUUUGAAGAAGUGCAUGGUUCUUCUCUCUCUUUGGUGUCCAGUACGUCAUCUAUUUAUUCAACACCUGAAGAGAAGUGCCAGUCAGAGAUUCGCAAGCUACGAAGAGAGUUGGAUGCAUCCCAAGAAAAAGUGUCAGCUCUGACAACUCAGUUGACUGCCAAUGCUCACCUGGUGGCAGCAUUUGAGCAGAGCCUGGGGAAUAUGACGAUCAGACUGCAGAGCCUGACAAUGACAGCGGAACAAAAGGACUCAGAACUGAAUGAGUUAAGGAAGACCAUUGAGCUGCUGAAGAAGCAAAACGCUGCUGCCCAGGCUGCCAUCAACGGAGUCAUCAACACACCUGAGCUCAACUGCAAAGGACCCGGAGCUGCUCAACCCGCGGACCUGCGGAUCCGAAGGCAGCACUCUUCGGAUAGCGUCUCCAGUAUUAACAGUGCUACCAGUCACUCCAGUGUGGGAAGCAACAUUGAGAGUGAUUCAAAGAAAAAGAAGAGGAAGAACUGGUUACGCAGCUCCUUCAAGCAAGCUUUUGGUAAAAAGAAAUCUCCCAAGUCAGCAUCUUCUCAUUCAGAUAUUGAGGAGAUGACUGAUUCUUCUUUACCUUCUUCACCGAAGCUGCCACACCAUAACACUACUGUUUCAACACCAUUGCUGAGAGCUUCCCAUUCCAACUCUCUGAUUUCUGAAUGCACUGACAGCGAAGCUGAGACAGUCAUGCAGUUACGCAAUGAGCUGAGAGACAAAGAGAUGAAGCUGACUGAUAUUCGUCUAGAAGCCCUUAGCUCUGCUCAUCAGCUUGACCAGCUUCGGGAGGCGAUGAACAGAAUGCAGAGUGAGAUUGAAAAAUUAAAAGCAGAAAAUGAUCGGCUGAAAUCUGAAAACCACGGCAGCUGUAGCAGGGCUCAGUCUCAGGGUUCCAUUUCAUCCUCUCCAAGACAUUCGGUGGGUCUCUCUCAACACAGUUUGAACCUCACGGAGUCAACCAGUCUCGACAUGCUGUUGGAUGACACUGGAGAUGGCUCUGCCCGGAAAGAAGGAGGCAGGCAUGUCAAAAUAGUUGUCAACUUUCAGGAUGAAAUGAAAUGGAAGGAGGAUUUGAGGCCUCGCACCUUCCUUAUAGGCUGCAUCGGAGUCAGUGGCAAGACCAAGUGGGAUGUCCUGGAUGGGGUUGUAAGGCGGUUGUUUAAGGAAUACAUCAUUCACGUGGAUCCCGUGAGCCAGCUGGGGCUGAAUUCAGACAGUGUUCUGGGCUACAGCAUCGGAGAAAUCAAGCGCACUAACAGUGCCGAGACACCUGAGCUGCUGCCCUGUGGCUAUCUGGUGGGAGAAAACAACACUAUUUCAGUUACCAUCAAAGGUAUCUGUGAGAACAGUUUGGAUGGUCUGGUGUUUGAAUCACUGAUCCCAAAGCCUAUUCUGCAGCGUUAUGUCUCUCUCCUGAUGGAACACAGGCGGAUUAUCUUAUCUGGCCCCAGUGGCACUGGUAAAACAUACCUAGCAAACCGCCUGUCUGAGUAUAUGGUCCUCAGGGAGGGCAGGGAGCUGGCCGAUGGCAUCAUUGCGACCUUCAACGUGGACCAUAAAUCCAGUAAGGAACUCCGCCAGUACCUCUCCAACCUAGCAGACCAAUGUAACAGUGAAAAUAACGCUGUGGAUAUGCCUCUUGUAAUAAUUUUGGAUAAUUUGCAUCACGUUAGCUCCCUAGGAGAGAUCUUUAAUGGACUUCUAAACUGCAAGUACCACAAAUGUCCAUAUAUUAUUGGCACAAUGAACCAAGCCACCUCCUCCACACCUAAUCUUCAACUUCACCAUAAUUUCAGAUGGGUGCUAUGUGCUAACCACACCGAGCCGGUCAAAGGCUUUCUUGGCCGUUUCUUGAGAAGAAAACUAAUUGAAACAGAGAUCAGUGGCAGGAUGAGAAAUGCAGAGCUGGUUAAAAUUAUUGAUUGGAUUCCCAAGGUCUGGCAACAUCUGAACAAAUUCUUGGAGGCUCACAGCUCCUCUGAUGUUACUAUUGGUCCACGACUCUUUCUCUCCUGUCCGAUAGAUGUGGAUGGUUCUAGAGUUUGGUUUACUGACUUGUGGAACUACUCCAUCAUCCCAUACCUUCUGGAGGCAGUUAGAGAAGGGCUGCAGUUUCUAGCUCACUUCUUGUUUCUAGACCAGGUUCUAGCUCUCCUGUUGGUUCUAGACUACGUUCUAGCUCGCUUGUUGGUUCUAGAUCACUUCAUGGUUCUAGGCCACUUUAUCGUUCCAGAUCAGGUUCUAGAUCUCAUUCUAGAUCACUUCGUGGUUCUAG
Pterocles gutturalis (yellow-throated sandgrouse) is the source of this 2563-nucleotide messenger RNA. RefSeq names its product neuron navigator 2-like. Gene Ontology annotation, molecular function: ATP binding; ATP hydrolysis activity. The transcript has 20 exons. The record is from RefSeq and is a predicted model, not a curated record. The annotation marks the transcript as partial. Lineage: Eukaryota; Metazoa; Chordata; Aves; Pterocliformes; Pteroclidae. Gene Ontology annotation, biological process: nervous system development; neurogenesis.